Messenger RNA from Habropoda laboriosa, 1440 nucleotides. Its product is annotated as citrate synthase, mitochondrial-like. The coding region runs from base 1 to 1440 and encodes 479 amino acids. Gene Ontology annotation, biological process: tricarboxylic acid cycle; carbohydrate metabolic process. The transcript is spliced from 9 exons. The record is from RefSeq and is a predicted model, not a curated record. NCBI's taxonomy places the organism in Eukaryota, Metazoa, Arthropoda, Insecta, Hymenoptera, Apidae. Gene Ontology annotation, cellular component: mitochondrial matrix.
AUGCUUCAGACUUGGAGAGGAUCAUGUCGCGGCAACGUGAGGACGACCAUUCUAAAGAAUGUGAGGAAUUGCAAUAACGUUGGAAUCGAUUUACCGAUGUACGAGGUAAGUACAACGAGGGGAGUUCCCAGUACGAGUACAAACUUGAAGGAGGCUUUAUGCGAAAAAAUCCCGGUACAUUACGAUCUGCUGAGGAAUUUCCGCCAACAACAUGGAUCCUCUGUCGUCAGCCAUAUUACCGUCGAUGAUAUUUAUAAAGGAUUGAACGGUGUAAACACUAUGGUUAGAGAAACCGCUGAGAUUGAUCCAAAAUAUGGGAUUAAGUACCGAGGGCUGACAAUACCGGAAGUUGUCACCCUCUUACCCCACGAAGGAAAGUCACCGAGCGCAGAAUCUGUGUUCUGGCUGUUGUUAACCGGCGACAUCCCAACUCGAGAGCAAACAGCAUCCCUGAUCGCCGAUUGGUCGGUAAGACGUGAAAAGAAGAAAGAUUGGUGGUCAGGACCGGGUGGUGGAAUUGUCGGUUCCGUUCUCCAAACUCUGCCAAAGACGAUCUCGCCUCUUGCACGAUUAUCGGUGGCUCUCACUGUCCUUGAUUCUGGCAAACAUACAAAGAAAGCUUUAGAAAUUAGUGCUUUGACUCACACUCAUUGGGAAUAUACGUACGAAGAUAGUAUGGAAUUUCUUGCAACAUUACCAGCAAUAGUUGGUUUAGUCGCCAAAAGCGAAGGGUUGAAGAACGUGAAAGAGGAAGAAGGUGAUUGGGUGCAGUUUUUAUCCGAAUGUUUGUAUAACUCGUUCGACAUUUCGGAAAAUCAUAGAAAAAUGUUGAUGGACUUUCUUCGAUUAUACAUUGUCCUAAACGCGGACGAAGAUGGUGGAAUUCCUGGUAUUCAUGUGACAGAAAUUCUCGGAGCUUCUCAAUUGGAUAUCAAUCAAGCCAUAGCGGCUGGAGUGUUGGCAUAUGCUAAUGAACCUAAGAGCGGUACAAUGUCGCAAUGCAUGGAAUUUCAAACAAAAACACGACGUCUCUUUGGCCGAGAACCGAAAGAGGAAAGAUUGAGAAAUUAUGCGGCCACUUUAAUUAAACAAGACAGGUUAAUUGGUUACGUUGAUUCAGAAUAUUGUGAUCCACGGUAUACCGCGAUACUGAAUUACGCUAGAGAAUAUUUGCCAAAUGAUACAGACGUGAAGUUAUCGCAAGCUGUGACUCAAAUACUUACCACAAUAAUGAAAGCUGCAAGAGGAAAAAAUAUUUUCCCCGAACAAAAUGCUAUUGCAGCGCCAAUUUUUCAGUUCUAUGGAUUGAAGGACAUGAAAUUCAAUCAAGUGUUAUUGUGCAUGCCAGCAUCAAAAUGCACUUACACUUAUUGCAAUUCCAUACGAGGGAUACAAAGGAAAUGUAAACGAGGGAAACACGUGAAAUAUAUUCGAAAAUAG